AUGGCAUCUGCUGAAAUGGACUCAAAAUCAGAAACUACCAACACUGUGCUGGAAUGUCCAGAACAGGAGCAGAUCUGCAACAUUAUGAGUUUCUCACAGCGUGGACGAAUGGAUGAACAGCGUUGCACCUUGGGUCCUGUUAAAACUGCAGAACUCAAAACUACACCUGCAGGUUCAAACCAUGAGGAGCUCUGCCAUUCCUUGGACAACAAGCAGGGAGAAAGUCUUGAUAACCUGAAGGAACCUGGGCGUGAUAACGAUCAUGGCUCUGCACCUCAGAUUUCUGUGACAGAGAGUACUCCAGACACAAACAGGAAACUUGUGUUACCAGCCAACCAAUUACAGGUUCCCUCUCAGCGUGACUGCUCCAACUCCGCAGAUUCACCAGAGGAACAGCAAAAGUUCAUGAAUAUGAUCAGCCAUUGCCAGCGUGGACGCAUGGAUGACCAGCGCUGUUCCUUGGAUCCUAUAAAGAGUGCUCCCUGCACACCAAAGAACACAGACAGAAGGCUUGCUACAAGUACAGUAAACACAGGUCCAGAUUCUGAAAUGUUCUUUAGCCUCUUGGCAAACACUCAGAGCCGACGGCUCGAUGACCAGAGAGUGUCUCUUCCAUCAUUACCAGGAUUAAAGAAAGAAAGUAAACCGUCUACGGCAGGAGGAGAUACGAACUACUUGUGUUACAUGGUCUCUAAAGUCCAGGGAUCCAGAAUGGAGGACCAAAGGUGCUCGCUACCUCAAAUCCUAACCCCAGGGACCCAGUGUUCACCAAAAAAGGAUAAGGAUGAUUCUGAUUUAGGCCCUCCACGCUCAGCCUCCUUCAGCCCCAGCUCAGACGUAGAACGACCAAAGAGUAAAGAUAAAGCAUCUCAAAAACAGGUCUUGACUCCAGCUGAACAGGAAGAUUUUUUUAACUUAAUGAGUCAUUUCCAGCGUGGGAGAAUGGAUGAGCAGCGAUGUGUCUUAAAUGUUAGUCCCCAGUCCACACCCAGACACAAGCCCAGUCAGAGCACCGUGCCCAAAGGUCCGGAUUCUGAAAAGUUCUUCAGCCUGCUUGCCAACUCUCAAGGCCAACGGCUUGAUGACCAGCGAGUGUCUCUUCCUUCAUUGCCAGGGAUACAGAAUGGAGGUACCACAUCAAAAUCAACUGCUGCAGAGAGGGAUGCAAGCUACUUGUGUUACAUGGUCUCCAAACACCAGGGGUCAAGGAUGGAUGAACAGAGAUGUUCUGCACCCCAAAUCUUCCAGAAUGUGGGUACUCCAUCCACUCAGCACAAAGACCAUCCCAUUUCAGACGCAUCUGAUAAAGCUCCCCAGAGUGCUGCGUCCUUAAACCAAGCCAAAACUGACCAGCAUCGGCAGGAAGCAUCUGCAGCUGACCAGAAGCAGUUUUUCAAAAUGAUAAGUCAUGCACAAAGUGGACGUAUGGAAGAGCAACGUUGCUCUUUACAACCAAGCAGAAGCACACCUGCCUCACCCACACACAAUGGAAGAACUUUAAAUAAUGCAACCACAGGUGCAGAAGCUGAUGCAUUCUUCAAAAUCAUUGCCUCCAGUCAGGCACGACGGCUAGAUGAUCAGCGUGUUUCGCUUCCUACCCUUCCAGGCAUAAGUGGGAAUUCUGAAAGAAAAGAAAAAGGUAGAAAUACAAAGGCUGGAACCCCAGCUUGUCCACCACAAAUCACUGUGGCUGAAAGUACACCAACAACACCAAGGAAGGGCUUUUCCAGACCUACCUCUCAAGCCGAAAUGGCUAAUGCAGGAUCCGGCUCCCCGGGAGCUCUGCCCAAAUCUGCUUCAUUUACCCCCAAAACAGAAUAUCAGAAGAAUCUAAAUUCCCCAGGACAGGUGACAGUAAAGGUGUCCAUGAGUUUCACACCACAGCAGGGACAGGAGAAUGCUGAUCAACCAUGCACAUUCCCAGAGGUCUUCCUCACUCUAGGAGCCCCAGGAGAUAACCUUGUGAUUCCUCUGAGCCCAGGACCUGGCAGACCCCUGUCCUUCAACUUAAACCUUGUGCCAAAAGAAGUCGUUAAGUCCAGGCACUGCUCUCCAAGACAUGCAAGUCCCAGGGAAGCCUGCUCAAGACCGUCAUCUCCCAACCCAGGUGCAACCAGUAAAGCACAUCCUGUGACUUCAUGCACACAUGAACAGGGGAUGCUAUCUAUCAGUCCAGAUGAAGACUGCUUCUCUCUGAUUGAAAAGAUUCAUACAGCCCAGUUGCAGAAAGGGAUGGCUCAAGGAGGACAAACAUAUAAAGGGGAUCCUGGAAAAGGGAGGGAAAAGGCAGAGCAAGGAAAGGGAAAGGGGGGUGGAAAUAAAGAUAGGAAGGAUGGUGGCAAUAAACAAUAGUAAGGUAUGCAACAUUGUAAUUUAUCUACUGGGGAAAACAAUAAAGAUGAAAUGUGAGGUGUCAGUAAAUUGCUUGUAAAAUAAUUGAUUCAACAAUGUUUGUAAAAUUGUAUUUGUAGUUUUCAUAUGCUCACAGUAAUUAGAGUCUCUUGCUGGAGUAACGCUCAAGUUUAUUGUGUUUAUUUUCAGUACUAGGUAGGUUAUCUGUUGAGGCAUUUUUAUCAUCUCUACUAGUUAAAUGUUCCAUAUAUAUACAUUGUGUAUGCAUCAGUGGUGUAGGUGAGAAGUCAUUGCUCUGCUUUUUCAAACGUAAAUGCAGUGUAUGCAGUCAAAUAUAAUACUGCUUCAGCUGCUUAUCCGAAGAGAGAAACUUUAGGUAGG
Molecule: messenger RNA, 2733 nt
Organism: Xiphias gladius (swordfish)
Lineage: Eukaryota; Metazoa; Chordata; Actinopteri; Istiophoriformes; Xiphiidae
Exons: 15
Coding region: 1-2352 (783 amino acids)
Molecular function (GO): guanyl-nucleotide exchange factor activity; protein binding
Source: RefSeq, a predicted model, not a curated record